AUGGCAGCAAAGUGUGCUCUUUCCGCACCAUCCUUCUUGGCUCAUCGACCCCUCUGCCGCAAGAGACUUGCUCCGUGCCUGCCAUCGCCAAGACCAAGAGCCCUUGCUCUGAGAGCGAGUGCUGCAAAGCUUCCUCCAGGGGUUGAAGUGCCCAGGGUGCAGCCCAAGCUGAGCGAGCCCUUCUUGGGGUUCACCCAGACUGCCGAGAUCUGGAACUCCAGGGCCUGCAUGAUUGGCCUCAUCGGCACCUUCAUUGUGGAGCUGGUGCUAAACAAGGGGAUUCUUCAGAUGAUUGGGGUGGAGGUGGGCAAGGGUCUAGACCUUCCUCUUUAA
This is a messenger RNA of Miscanthus lutarioriparius, 333 nucleotides long. NCBI's taxonomy places the organism in Eukaryota, Viridiplantae, Streptophyta, Magnoliopsida, Poales, Poaceae. The record is from the annotation of a GenBank genome assembly.